UGUGUUUCUGCAGACAUGGUGGAGGUGUUUUCUGGGAGGACCAUCCUGAAUAAAGAGGGGGAAACAGUGGAUCCUGAGGAGGCUCUGAGGAACAAAGUGGUGGGGAUCUACUUUUCUGCAGGGUGGUGUCCGCCGUGUAGGGAUUUCACGCCCAUCCUGUGUGACUUCUACACGGAGCUGGUGGAGGAGAGGGAGCCUGCUGCUCAGUUUGAGAUCGUUUUCAUCUCCUCUGAUAAAUCUGCGGACGAUAUGGUGGAGUAUUACCACGACAUGCACGGAGACUGGCUGGCUCUGCCCUGGACGGACGACUACAAGAAUGAGUUGAAGCAGCGCUACAAGAUCACGGCGGUUCCUAAGCUGGUGAUCGUGAAGGAGAACGGAGACGUGAUCACGGAAAAAGGACGGAAACAGAUCCGAGACAAAGGGCUGUCGUGCUUCAGCUCUUGGCUCGAAGCCGCAGAGAUCUUCCAGAACUUUAAGGGGUAGAAAACAUGAGAAAACAUCCAC
Messenger RNA from Notothenia coriiceps (black rockcod), 507 nucleotides. It is a transcript of the gene nxnl2, whose product is annotated as nucleoredoxin like 2. The record is from RefSeq and is a predicted model, not a curated record. The transcript is spliced from 2 exons. NCBI's taxonomy places the organism in Eukaryota, Metazoa, Chordata, Actinopteri, Perciformes, Nototheniidae. Gene Ontology annotation, biological process: photoreceptor cell maintenance; visual perception; sensory perception of smell. Bases 16 to 486 code for a protein of 156 amino acids.